AUGAACACAAAUAGAGUAUUAUUCUCAAAAGAGAAUGUAUUCGUUUACCCACCAGAGAUUGAAAAGGGUAUAAAAGGUACAAUUUCAUUAUGUAGUUUAGAUAAAGGAUCAAUAUUUUUAUGUUGGAUACCAGAUAUUGAAGAGAAAGAAGAUGAUCAUUCAUCAUCAUCAUCAUCAUCGUCGUCAAAUUUACAAUCACCCAAUGGUAAGAAUCCAUUAGCAGCAUCGACAAUCAUUGAAAUUGAUGAUCAAAAUUCAUGGGUAGUUAGAGUACAUGUCAAAGAAUUGAAAUCAAUUAAAAAGUAUACACCAAAUAUUGGUACUCCUUACAUUAUUAUAACAAGUAAAAAAGGUACUGCUUUCUUUCCUUUCUUUUUUGAACAUGGUGGCGUUAGAGAAUUUUUAAAAUCAUUAUCUUCAAUUAUACAUUUAAAAAAAUCAAAUUUAGAUUCAAACUUUUUUACAGUUGUUGAUUUUUCAGAUCCAGUACAAAGAAGUUUAUCAAGUAUGAAUUUAUCAGAUCAUUUUUAUAAUAGUAAUAAUAAAGAUGACUUAUAUAGUAGUAGUAGUAAUAGUAGUAGUAAUAGUGGUAAUAGUAAUAGUAGAAAACAAAAAGAUCCUGUUAUACCAGAUUUUAAUGAUGAUUUAACAUUUGGUCAUGAUAUGGAUUUACAUAAUCAAGAUCAAGAAAAAGAAGAUAGAUAUUCAUUAUUAUCAUCAACUAAUCAAUUAAAAAAAGCACAAGAAAUUUCUGUAUUAUCAUCACCACCCUCUUCUUCACAUACAACUUCAAUAAGUCCAACUUCAAAUAAAUCAUCAUCUUUUAUUAAUAUUGGAAGUAAUAAUAAUAAUAACAACAACAACAAUAAUAAUAAUAGUAGUGUAUCAUCAUCACUUAGUAAAUCAACAAAUGGAUUAUCAUUUUCAUCAAUAUUAUCAAGAUCAACAUCACCAUCAGCUUCAACAUCACCAAUUCCAAUUGAAAAAUCAGGUAAUAAUAAUGGUAGUAAUAAUAAUAAUAGUAGUAAUAUAACAUCACCAAUACCAUCACCAUCUUCUAAAUUCUUAUCAGCUAGUGGUGGUAGUGAUAAUGAAAAUAAUAGUAAUAAUACAAAUAGUAAUAACAAUUCAAAUAACAAUGCAAACACUGGAUCAUUAUCAACAUCACCAACAAAUAAAAGAGCAUUAAAACGUGAAAUUUCAUCAAGUAUUUUUGAUAAUUUUGCAAAAGUAACACAAUUAGCAAAAUCUGCUCAAAAAAAUAUUUUUGAAGAACCAGCAAAAAGAAUUGAUAAUCAUUUUAGAAAUUUAAUUGGAUCAAAAUCAUCAAUUGGUUCAAAUUUAUCACCACAAAAUGCAAAUAAUCAAUAUUUUGAUAUAUUGAAUGAGAGUGGAUCGUCAUUGAAUGCAUCAAGUGAUUAUUUUACACCAUUCAAUAUAUCAUCAUUAAAUUUCUCCAUAGAGUUGGGAGCCAAUAGAAGAGAGUGUAAUCCAAUGUCACCAAGUGAAUGGUAUUCCUAUUUCGAUGAUGAAGGUAGAAUUUGUUUAGCGAAUCAACAGAUUCUAUUGAAAAAGAUAUUCUAUGGUGGUAUUGAAGAAUCAAUUCGUCAAGAGGUUUGGCCAUUCCUAUUGGGAGUUUAUUCAUUCGAUUCGACUUAUUCCUCAAGAGAGGUUGUAAAAUAUGAAAAAACUCAACAAUAUCAAACCGUUAAAAGACAAUGGGAAUCGAUAUCUUGUGAACAAGAGAGUAGAUUCUCAAAGUAUCAAUCUAGAAAAUUGUUAAUUCAAAAGGAUGUUAUUAGAACCGAUCGUUUGCAUCCAAUGUUUAUUCAGGGUGAGGAUGAUAUCGAUAGCAAUGAGAAUCUACGUCUAAUGAGGGAUGUCCUCUUGACUUAUUCUUUCUUUAAUUUCGAUAUUGGUUAUGUUCAAGGUAUGAGUGAUUUACUCUCACCAAUCAUCUCGGUUAUGGGUGGUGUCUCAAAAGAGGUGGAAUGUUUUUGGUGUUUCAAAGGUUUAAUGGAUAGAUUGGAGAGUAAUUUUCAUAAGGAUCAAAAUGGUAUGCAUCAUCAAUUAUCUACACUUUCAAAGUUAUUGAAAUUCAUCGAUUUGGAACUUUACACUCAUUUAGAGGCAAAUAAUGGUGGUAAUAUGUACUUUUUCUUUCAAUCGGUUUUAAUUUGUUUCAAGAGGGAAUUCCCAUUUCAUGAUGUACUCACACUUUGGGAAAUACUUUGGAGUAAUUAUAUGACAAAGAAUUUACCAAUCUUUAUGUGUCUAUCAAUUUUAAUCAAAGAAAGAAAUCAAAUUUUAGAUGAAAAUAUGGCUUUUGAUCAAAUCUUGAAAUUAAUCAAUGAAAAAGCAAAUAGAAUGGAUUUGGAAGACAUUCUAGUCGAUGCUGAGUCUAUGGUUAGAUAUUUCAUAAUUAAACAAAUGUCAAUUGAUACCGAUAAAAGUUUAAUUAAAUUAAAAGAAUCAAUUUCAAUUUAUUAA
Molecule: messenger RNA, 2490 nt
Organism: Dictyostelium discoideum AX4
Lineage: Eukaryota; Evosea; Eumycetozoa; Dictyosteliales; Dictyosteliaceae
Product: RabGAP/TBC domain-containing protein
Exons: 4
Coding region: 1-2490 (829 amino acids)
Cellular component (GO): cytoplasm
Source: RefSeq, a predicted model, not a curated record